AUGAGCAGUGCAUUGCGAAUGUUCAUGAUUUACGAACAGCGUUUUUAUUCAGUUUGGAAACUCAACAUACUAUUGGCUACGGGUUCCGGUAAGUUUAUCACCCAUCGUUCAUUCUUGAUAACUCUAUCCAACAAUCCAUGGUAUACGACCGACGCCUGUCUCCCGGUAUUUUUUGUCCUGUCGCUGCAGUGCGUUGUUGGUGUUUUUCUUCAAACGAUGUUAGCGGGUAUUGUUGUUGCUAAAGUACUGCGGCCGAAGAAACGGAAGCAGGAGAUGAGAUUUUCUCAAGUGGCAGUGGUAGGUCCACUUGAUAACCACGAUAGGAGGCCAGCAUUAAUGAUUCGAAUUGCUGAUAUACAAAACAAUCUGUAUAUUGCCGAGCCUCAUGUUCGACUGUACAUGGCAACCUCCAAAAUUAAUCGGAAGGGCGAACGAGAACUGGUCGGUUUCAAGGAUAUGAACGUUGGGUACGAUAGCGGUUGGGAUCGUGUUCUGUUAUUAUGGCCAAUAAUCAUAAGGCAUCUUAUUGACGAGCAGAGUCCGUUGUUCGCGCUGACACCUGAUUCGUUGCACAAUGCUGAUUUUGAGCUUAUUAUGACUGUUGAGGGUAUUGUUGAGGCUACUGGCAUGACAUUCCAAGCACGAACCUCUUUUCUACCUGAUGAAAUACUCUGGGGCUACAGAUUUCGUUCGAUGGUAGUACUGAACGAGAAGAUCGGCAGGUAUGAAAUUCAGUAUAAAUUAUUUGAUGAAACAGAGCCAAUUGAAGAGAUCUCCUUUAAAGAAGUGCACGCAAAUGAAAGUAAUGACGACGAAGAUUGUUGUUUUUCUUCGCCAAGAAAUAGUUCUGGAUUUGUUUGA
Molecule: messenger RNA, 861 nt
Organism: Gongylonema pulchrum
Lineage: Eukaryota; Metazoa; Nematoda; Chromadorea; Rhabditida; Gongylonematidae
Source: the annotation of a GenBank genome assembly